GAAUUGUAUAUAAUGAACCAGAAGGUCUCGUAAUGUCUCGGUCUGGUGAUGAAUGUGUUGUAGCACUCUGUGAUCAGUGGUAUUUGGAUUAUGGUGAAGAAGAAUGGAGGAAGCAGGCAGAAAAGUGUCUGGAAAAGCUAAAUACUUAUGGCUCUGAGACGAGGCACCAGUUUGAACAAACCCUUGCUUGGUUAAAUCAAUGGGCUUGUUCUAGGUCUUAUGGUCUUGGAUCAAGAUUACCAUGGGAUCCUAAAUAUUUAGUAGAAAGUUUAUCUGAUUCCACAAUAUAUAUGGUUUAUUAUACAGUUGCGCAUUUAUUACAGGGUGGUGCUCUCGAUGGCUCGAAGCCGGGACCACUUGGAAUCCAGGUUUCAGAAUUAACCGAUCAAGUUUGGGAUUAUAUAUUUUGUAAUGGACCCUUUCCGACCACAUCCUCUAUCCCACUAGAAAAGCUUGAUAGGUUGAAGCGAGAGUUCAAAUAUUUUUAUCCUUUGGAUCUUCGAGUCUCUGGGAAAGAUUUAAUUCCCAAUCAUUUGACAUUCUUUAUUUAUAAUCAUGUUGCUAUUUUCCCGGAAUAUCAUUGGCCGCGUGGUGUAAGAUCAAAUGGUCAUUUACAAGUAAAUGGGGAAAAGAUGAGUAAAAGUCGAGGCAAUUUUAUGAUCGUUGCAGAUGUGGUUGAGAAGUAUGGUGCUGAUGCUACCAGAGUUUCUUUAGCAGACGCGGGUGAUUCAAUUGAAGACGCUAACUUUGAAGAAUCCACUGCUAAUGCUGCAAUUCUAAG
Molecule: messenger RNA, 781 nt
Organism: Scutellospora calospora
Lineage: Eukaryota; Fungi; Glomeromycota; Glomeromycetes; Diversisporales; Gigasporaceae
Source: the annotation of a GenBank genome assembly